GUCACGAUUUAUACAUUGGUAGGUAAUCUUUUACUUGUGUGGAAAAUUUCAAAUGCACGAUUUACAAUGAGGCAUAUUGUAGGCGUGCUUUUAUGUUUCCUUGGGGUGGUGUGGGGACUAGAAUCUACUUGUGACGACAUAGAUGAGGAUAUUUGCCGGACAUUCAAUAAUAAAGUCAGUGUUUGUGAUGACACGUGUCUUUCAAAACUAUGUCCGAGGACCUGCAAUAAGUGCCCAAGGAAAUGUUAUAGUUGCAACGAUGUCUCCUCCUUAAAUGAUUGCAAUACAACAAGAAUAUGUCCGGAUCUGACCUAUGACUGUUUAGUACAUGAAGGUAUCGCAGCAGACUUUACAAUUUCCUAUAAGCUUGGAUGUGCCACAAAGGAUGUAUGCGUUUCAUUAUUUGGUGCAACGAGCACCACCACAUCAACCACAUACAUGACCACCACACAAGCAACCACAACAGAAGCUGCCACAACAGAGGCCACCACAACAGAGACCACAGCCACGACAGAACCUACGACAGAAGCGUCCACCACUAGAGGAGCCCCCAUCCUGGUGGGUAAGAAGAAGAGGCAUGGUAUUGACGGCGAGUGCUGCAGUACUGAUCUGUGUAACAGACAUGAGCCAGUAAAGGGGAAGAGGCAGAUUAUUAUAAUGACAGGAACCAUACCGGACAAACCUACCACAGACGGAACAACGACGUCUACGACUUCAUCAACUGCAUGUGCUGAUAUUGACACCGCUUCCUGUCAAAAACUUGCUACUCUCAAAAGGAACAUGUGUAGUGAUGAUUGUUUUGUACAGGCCUGUCCACGCACCUGUGGGAAAUGCUCUGAGUGUUAUUCCUGUCACUUUGUGGAAUCCCCAGAAAACUGUACCAGCAGUUCUGUCUGUUUACCAGGGGAGCAAUGUUAUGUUUUGGAGAAAUUAAUGGAUAAUGGAAAACAUGGCUAUCAAAUAGGAUGUCUUCAUGAAAAUGUGUGUAGAAGAUUCCAUGUCAAUGCUGGUGAUUUAUUUGGUCGAAGGAGUGACCACGUGGGUUUGACGUUGGAUGGAAAUUGCUGCAAUGGAGAUUUAUGUAAUCAUCACGCUCUUGUGCAUACUACAACAACUACGCAUGCGCCAACACAUGCUCAGCCAACAACACCCGCACCAU
Messenger RNA from Saccostrea cuccullata (small rock oyster), 1159 nucleotides. RefSeq lists its product as uncharacterized. The transcript has 9 exons. The record is from RefSeq and is a predicted model, not a curated record. The annotation marks the transcript as partial. NCBI's taxonomy places the organism in Eukaryota, Metazoa, Mollusca, Bivalvia, Ostreida, Ostreidae.